GUUUUUCCGACUUCUUGUAAUGGUGGUGAUAGCGUUUUGUAGUUGAAUGGUUUUUCACGUUUAAUUUAAAAUGACGAACGUAAAUCUCGACAAAGAGUCUUUUCAUCGAAGGCUUAAAAAGCUGUACAACGCCUGGCAGAACACCGAUUCGGAAAAUGGCUUUUCGAAAAUGGAUGCAUUGGUCGUUGCUGUUGGAAAAGACGAAGACAUUUUGUACAGUAAAUCCAGCGCUUUGCAUACAUGGCUAUUGGGGUACGAGCUAUCGGACACGAUCAUGGUUCUCACGGAGAAAAAAGCGUGUUUUUUAACCAGCAAAAAGAAAGUCGAAUUUUUGAGGCAGGCCGAUUCAAAAGACGACAAUAACAUCCAGUUGAAUCUCAUGGUUAGAGACAAAGAUAGCGACGAACCUAAACUUAAAACACUUUGCGAAGCGAUCAAAGAGAGCAGAAACGGCAAAACCAUUGGAGUUUUCCAGAAAGACAGCUAUUCCGGCGCGUUUAUAGACGCCUGGAAAGGCCUACUGAAAAAAGAGGGUUUCCAAACUAUAGAUAUAAGUUCACAAGUCGCUUGUGUUAUGGCCCCUAAGGAAGAAACCGAAAUUAUUACUAUUAAAAAAGCAUGCAUGGUAACUGUAGACGUGUUCACUAAAUACCUAAAAGAUCAAAUUAUGGAAAUCAUCGAUUCCGAAAAGAAGGUGAAGCACAGUAAACUAGCCGAAGGUGUCGAAUCUGCGAGUACUGAUAAGAAAUAUGUGUCAGGAGUCGAUGUUAGUCAAGUGGACUUGUGCUAUCCUGCUAUAAUACAGUCCGGAGGCAAUUACAGUUUAAAGUUCAGCCUGGUGAGCGACAAAAAUAUAUUACACUUUGGAGCGAUAAUUUGCUCCCUCGGAGCUAGAUAUAAAUCGUACUGUUCCAACAUAGUCAGGACGUUGCUGGUAAACCCGACGGACGAGAUUCAAAGCAACUACAAUUUCUUAUUGUCCAUACAAGAGGAGUUGCUGAAGAAGUUACAAAGCGGAGUCAAGUUAUCUGAAGUGUACGAAACUGGUGUUUCGUUUGUUAAAAAAGAAAAGCCUGCUUUGAUCGAUCAUUUGACUAAAAACUUUGGAUUUGCGACGGGUAUCGAAUUCAAAGAAAAUUGUCUUAUAAUCGGCCCGAAAACGGCAUUCGAAGCUAAAAAAGGAAUGACGUUCAACUUAAAUGUCGGUUUGUCCAAUUUAGAGAACAAAAACAGUUCUGAUAAGCUUGGAAAAAUAUAUGCACUGUUUAUUGGAGACACGGUGCUGGUAAAUGACGGUCAACCGGCCACAGUUCUAACAACUUCUAAGAAAAAAAUUAAAAACAUCGGAAUUUUUUUGAAAGACGAUGAUGAAUCCGAAGCAGAAGAAUACGACGAAGAAAAAGAAAACACUCCGAAGCCUGAAAUUAUGGGUAGAGGCAAGCGAACCGCCGUGUUAGAUUCCAAGUUGCGUACCGAACACAGCACGGAAGAGAAACGAAAGGAACAUCAGAAAGAAUUGGCUGCACAGCUAAACGAAAAGGCCAAAGAACGUCUCGCAAAACAAUCCGGUUCUAAAGACAAACAGAAAGUUAGAAAAAAUACAGUAUCAUACAAGAGUGUAAAUCAAAUGCCACGAGUACCGGAAAUCAAAGAACUCAAAUUGUACGUCGAUCAAAAAUACGAAACAGUCAUUUUACCUAUUUACGGAAUUGCAGUACCAUUUCAUAUAUCUACUAUUAAGAAUAUAUCGCAAUCAGUAGAAGGAGAUUAUACAUACCUGCGUAUCAACUUCUUCCACCCCGGUUCUACGAUGGGAAAAAACGAAGGUAACACCUGGUCCCAACCUGACGCCACGUUUUUGAAAGAACUAACCUACAGAAGUACAAAUAUCAAGGAACCCGGCGAAAUUUCCCCGCCCUCUUCCAACUUAAACACGGCCUUCCGUCUCAUCAAGGAAGUACAAAGGAAGUUCAAAACUCGCGAGGCCGAGGAAAAAGAAAAGGAAGAUCUGGUUAAGCAAGACACCCUGGUAUUGUCCCAAAACAAGGGUAAUCCGAAGUUGAAGGAUCUCUACAUCAGGCCUAACAUUGUCACCAAACGUAUGACCGGUUCGUUGGAGGCCCACAGCAACGGUUUCCGCUAUACUUCCGUGAGAGGUGACAAAGUUGAUAUUUUGUACAACAAUAUUAAGAACGCGUUCUUCCAACCGUGCGAUGGAGAGAUGAUCAUCCUCUUGCAUUUCCAUUUGAAACACGCCAUUAUGUUUGGUAAAAAGAAACACGUUGAUGUACAGUUCUACACGGAAGUUGGUGAAAUCACCACGGAUUUAGGCAAACACCAACACAUGCACGAUAGAGACGAUUUGGCUGCGGAACAAUCCGAAAGGGAACUUCGACAAAAAUUGAAAACCGCAUUCAAGAGCUUCUGCGAAAAAGUUGAAUCUAUGACAAAGCAAGAGAUAGAAUUCGAUACGCCCUUCCGCGAAUUGGGAUUCCCCGGGGCCCCGUUCCGAUCCACAGUAUUACUACAGCCAACCUCCGGCUGUUUGGUCAAUCUCACGGAAUGGCCCCCGUUCGUCAUUACCCUCGAGGACGUCGAGCUGGUGCACUUCGAGCGAGUCCAAUUCCACCUCAAGAACUUCGAUAUGGUGUUUGUUUUCAAAGAUUACCACAAAAAAACGUCCAUGGUCAAUGCGAUACCGAUGAACAUGUUAGAUCACGUUAAAGAAUGGUUAAACUCUUGCGAUAUCAGAUAUUCCGAAGGAGUUCAGUCUCUGAAUUGGGUGAAAAUCAUGAAAACGAUCACCGAUGAUCCGGAGGGUUUCUUCGAAAGCGGAGGAUGGACGUUCCUCGAUCCGGAGUCCGAUGUGGAAGAAGCUCCCGAUGAGGAAUCGGAAGAUGAAGAUGAAGUUUACGAGCCAACAGAUGUCGAUGGUGAGGAAGGAUCGGAAUGGAGCGAGGAAGAUUCGGAAUACUCUGAAGGAGAUACCGAAGAUGAUGAUGACGACGAUGACGUCUCUGAUGAUUUAGGCUCCGAUGAGGAAUCUGGAAAAGACUGGUCCGAUCUGGAAAGGGAAGCCGCCGAAGAAGACAUGGGAAUCGGUUUCAGCGACGAUCGAAAAAAGAAAAAGGGCAAUGAUAAAUUUUCAUCGAAAGAUCAUAAAUCGUCGAAAGACAGAGGCAAGGUUAAGCAUAACAGCAGCGGCAGCAGUAAAAAUUCGAGUAGGCAUUCGUCGAGUAAAUAUUCAAGUUCGCGGGAUAAGCACAACAGUAGCAAAGACAAAGACAGGAGUAGUAGGCACUCGUCUUCUAACCACAAAUCAUCUAGCCAUUCGAAAUCUUCUUCAUCUAGAGAUAAGGAUAGAACUAGGAGCUCUCAUAAGAGUAGUUCGAACGAUAAGAAGAGGGGCAGAAGUGAAAGUAAUGAUGGACGUCACUCGAAAAAAUCUAAAAAAUAAUCGUAUUAUGUACUUUUAACUAUUUCAUAUUCAAUGUCAAUAUAUUUUUGGAUGUUUACCGUUGUACAGUUUUUCUUCUGACAAACUGUCAAAUUCAAUUUCCGUUUCUUUUUAUGUAAGUUAAAUUUGUUAUUACAAUUCUAAAUUAAAAGUAUGCUUUGUUCCCAUCUCACUGGCACAAUAUUUCAUAUGUAAUUUGAAUUCAUUUGGAACUUGGUAUAUUUUUUUACAAACAAUUUUUUAUGUCUGCUGUGUAGAAUGCGUUGUUACUGUUACUCUUCCUCAUUAGUAUUAUUCUUUGACGAGUUAGCAUUUUUUUUAAGAUUUUUUGAAUAUCACGAUUUUUAUAAUAAAACAAAAAAGUCGAGGAGAUUUGCAUUUUCCUCACGAAUUAUUAUUGCGAUGAAUUUGAUGUUUGACACUAUAGUUUGUGCAUAUUUUGUAUUUAAUUUAGUUGUAAAGAAUAGUUCUACUUAGGAUCAGUAAAAUAACCAAAUGUUUUUAGAUUUAUCGAAAAUAAAUUUGUUAAUUACUCUUUCAUUUAAUCUACUUAAUAAAAAUUGAAUUCUUUUUCAAUU
Molecule: messenger RNA, 4035 nt
Organism: Phyllotreta striolata
Lineage: Eukaryota; Metazoa; Arthropoda; Insecta; Coleoptera; Chrysomelidae
Source: the annotation of a GenBank genome assembly